Messenger RNA from Herpailurus yagouaroundi (jaguarundi), 2313 nucleotides. Its product is annotated as collagen alpha-2(VIII) chain-like. The transcript has 3 exons. The record is from RefSeq and is a predicted model, not a curated record. Lineage: Eukaryota; Metazoa; Chordata; Mammalia; Carnivora; Felidae. The annotation marks the transcript as partial.
UCUGGGACGCUUGCCGUCCUGCUGUCCCCGGAAGCCAAGGCGGAGGAGGAGGAGGAGGCCUCUCCCCGGAACCCCCUGGGGAGGCGGGGCGCGGAGGGGACCAGAGACCCCGGGGGGUGGUCGGUCCGCGGUGGGGCUGACCAGGGCUGCUCCCCCGGCCUCUCUGGCAGCUUCCUCUGGCCGUGUCCGGGACACCUGUGGCCCAGAGGGUCCCCCGCAGACCUGAAGAAAGAGUUCUCCGACGACAGGACUGGCCCUGCCUGGCUGUCCUCCCUUUGGGCUCCCGCCCCCGAGCCCGGCGCCCGAGCUCUCCCCUCGACCUUUAGGCACCAGAGACGGGUGGCCUUUAGGCCUUUAGGCACCGGACAAGCGGCCUGCAGGGGGCAGAGUCAAGCUGGGACCAAACCCUCGCAGGCAGACAGGAGAGGAAGGAGCUGCACGCGGGCUGAGCCAGGGGCCACGGGUGGGGCGGCCAUCGCCGGUGUCCUGACAGCUCCGUGGAGCCUGCCAAGGGGUCUGGGCUGCUGGCCGGGGAAGGGGGGCGCCUUUCCCAGGCCAGAGGCCCCCACCCCACCCCAGGAGAGCCGCCCCCUCUCAGUUCCCAGAACGGAGCCCAGCUGUGGAACAGUGAGGGGUGAGGUCACGGGAGGGGCCAGAGGGGCCGCAUUACUCACAUCCUGGGGCUGGUGGGAGGGGGGAGGCGAGGGGGAGGGCCCCUUGUCCUUGGGCCGCUGGGGCUCCCGGCCCAGGGCUUUGGGGAGACACCAGGAGACCCCUACCCUGUAUCCCUUGUCUGCCUGCCCCCCCCCCCCCCCCCCCCCCCCCCCCCGGCCCCUGCCUGUCAGGGCUCCCGGGGCCACGUGCAGAUGGCGGGUCGCCGAGGGUGGCCCUCGGAGGGGCCGGCUCACAGGGCCGCUGUCGGGGCGAUGGCAAGGACAGCAGAAAACGGGGUCUGGAGCGGGGACCCCGGACCUGCCAUUUUGGCCCUGCCUUGUUCCCGCUCGUGAAUCCGUGUGCGUGCUGUGGGGUGUUUGGAACCGUGGGUGGAGGGUGGGUGCGCGUGCCACGCUGGCCUGGGUGUCGGGCUCACGGAGGACGUGUGUGUGUGCACGCGCAUUAUUGCCUCGUGUGCACCUGGGCGUGCAAGGGGGGCCGGGCCCGCGUGGGGCUCUUGUGGCCUGGACGUACCGCCCGACAGGUGGACCCCAGAGGAUCUGCUCAUGUCUGUGUGUGGGGUGACAGGCAACUUGCGGGCUCUGCACUCAGAUCUCGGGGCAAGGGUCUGGGGAGCGGGGAACCACGACCCUGGGCCCCGGGGCAACACUUCCCCAGAUAACGUGGCCCUGCAGCCUCCGAGCCGAGGGCCCAGGGCAGGAUGGGAGCAGGCGUGGGGAAGGAAGGGCUCCCUAGGCCCCCGGGCGUGGGAGCCGAAGGCACUUCUGAGCAUCGAGGGUGGGAGACCAGGGGUGCUGCGGGCUGAGCAGGUCUGGAGUCCCAGGUGGCCAUGGCGGGGGGCGGUGGAGAGGGGGAGCGGGCCUGGAGCCCGGGGCUGAGGAGGGCCUGGCUUUUGUCUGGGAGGCUCUGGGAAGACCUGGGACAGAUUAGAUCAUGGCUGGCAGGGCUGCUGAGACCAUGGAGCCGGCCGUCCCGGCCAAGGGACGGAGUCCCAGAAGGAGCGGGCCGCGGGGUCAGGCGGCGGGCAGCAGCGGGAAGGGACCUAGACCCCAGGCUAGGGCAGUGAGCCCUGCAGAGGCAGAGACCAGGACUCCCCUCUCUGGGUCCAGUGGAGCCUGGGUGGUGGGGGAGGCAGGGCCGUGUCGGCGACCCAGGCCCGGGGUGCCCCCCGGAUGCCGACAGUGUGAGAUCUGCUAGGCCAGGGCCAGGGGGACCAGGCUGUGAACCCCUCGUCCCAGGCUGACCUUGUGUCGCCCUUAGUGAGGGACCCCGAGAAGCCACGGGGUCAGCGUGCACCGAGGGAGCUAGCUCUCUGGCUCUGCGGUGGCCUCGGGUCCGUCCUCUGUGAACGGGCCCAGAGAGGUCAGGUUCGGGGUGCAGGCAGCCUCUUCUUGGGGCCCUUGGGGGGGCAGGAGGGAGUGCCCCAGCCGGGGUACCCGGGCAGGGAGGUGGCUGCCCGGCUGGGUCUGCCCCUGGCCUGACAGUGCCUGAUCGGCGAGGCUGCUGCCACCGAUUGCGGUGGGGACACGUGGCACCUGUCUGGUACCUGCAGCAGCCCCUUCCCGGGGCCUCGGGGGCCACAGAGCCAGGCCCGCCCGUGUCCCGGCUCUGAUUAGGUCCAGGAGGCCUGGCUGCUGG